Molecule: messenger RNA, 1146 nt
Organism: Huiozyma naganishii CBS 8797
Lineage: Eukaryota; Fungi; Ascomycota; Saccharomycetes; Saccharomycetales; Saccharomycetaceae
Gene: LPX1
Product: triglyceride lipase
Exons: 1
Coding region: 1-1146 (381 amino acids)
Source: RefSeq, a predicted model, not a curated record
AUGGAGAACACACUGCGGGAAUACUAUCACUGCACCACAAAAGUGGUCGAUGCUGUGAGGAACAGGAGGGCCCAGUCCGUGUUGGUCCCGCAGACGGACAGGUUGCAGCUGGUUUACGAUCUGUACGAAUUCACGCACAGGGACCCUGUGAAACCGCUAGUGAAUUUGAUAUUCUUGCACGGGAGCGGCAUGAAUAGAGUAGUGUGGGAGUACUAUCUGGUCAAACUGGCCCAUAACGCUGGGGAACUGCCUUGGCAACCCCUUAAAAUAGUGCUGUUGGAUCAAGCUACCCAUGGGGAUUCUGCCGUCUUGAACGAGGGAAAGCUCGGGGUUGAUUUUGACUGGGUCGACGGCGCGAGGGAUGCCUGUCAAAUAGCACUCGACGAGUUCCCGUUGGAACUUGAUGGGGAAACUGUACAUAACGUUGUCGUGGGCCACUCGAUGGGAGGGUUCCAAGCACUCUGUUGCGCGGUCCUCUGUCUCGAUUUCUUCAGCACUGUGAUUGCUAUUGAACCCGUGGUGGUCGCUCACUUCAUGCCCGAGGAUCACAGACAGUUUACCGUAUUGAACUCAAAAUUCUUCAACGCACUCUGGGCGAAGAUGGAGAGCUCUUUCGAGACGGACGCCGAAUACGUCGAGUUUAUGACACAGCGCAGUUUCUUUACAAAGACGCACCCUGUAAUUCUUCAAAGGCUUAUCGAUUUCGAGAGACGGAUGGACCAUCGUGAUGGGACCGUAAGGACAAAAAUAGACCGCAGACAAAACUCACUGUGCUACAUGACUUUGAAUCCAUGUACGUCGUGGCUGAUUGCUAAUCUGAAAUUCAUACACGUCCCAGUUUAUAGUAUCGUAGGUGGGGUGUCCCAUUGGACCCCCCCGGCCAACCAAGAAUUGCUUACGAAGGAGAUACACAAUUACGAAAAGCACAUCGUCGAGGAUGGUGACCAUUUGUUGAAUUUGGAGAUGCCAGAUGCGGUGCUCAUGGAAAUACAGAAACAUAUUUCAAAGUUUGUGUCGACAUUGCAAGAUGUUCAAGUCGAAAAGUUAUCGGACUCUCAGAGGACGGGGAGAUUUGCAGAGCAAUACCGAAGGUUUUGCAAGGAAAGAAUAUCAGACUUCCCUUUAUCAAAGGUUGCCAAGUUGUGA